This is a messenger RNA of Copidosoma floridanum, 918 nucleotides long. RefSeq lists its product as uncharacterized. The record is from RefSeq and is a predicted model, not a curated record. Lineage: Eukaryota; Metazoa; Arthropoda; Insecta; Hymenoptera; Encyrtidae. Gene Ontology annotation, biological process: multicellular organismal reproductive process.
CCGUACAAACUGGACACCGUCGAAAUCUUCAAGGACCACCUCGCGUUGAGUAACCUGGAGAUUCGAGGUUUAGCUGAACUCAAAGUUUUAGAGGCAAGGCCGCAGAUUGGCAACGACAGCGUCAAGCUCGACCUCGACGUCGAACUACCUCGCCUGCUGGCCAAGAUGGACUACGAGGGCGGCGGCUCCUUUGGCAGCCUGAACAUCAGCAGUCGUGGGCACGUCGACACGAGUACCACCGAUUUAAAGAGUACCUGGAGUUUGUACGGUCACGUGGAAAAUGACAAAUGGACCGUCGAUCAGUUUAAAAUCAAAGUCAACAAUGGCGAAAUGCGCAACGGUGACAUCCUUAUGGCCGAGGAACUGCAGCCGAUCAUGGGAGAAAUCAUGAACUCGCGCCUUCCCAGAUUUGUCAACGAGCUGAUGUUCUCCAAUAAUGUCUCGGUGUCCCAGCUGUUUCCCAAAUAGAGACAGCACAGCUUUAUCUUUUUUUUUUUUUCAACAUUGGACAUUUGCAUAAUUAAUAAAAAAAACAUGCGGCAGCAGAAACAUACUCAUAUAUGGAUAAUCGAUUAUUUGAUCAUUAAUUGCUUUUAUUUAUUAAAUAUACAUAUCAAAAUAAAAUUAUUAUAGCAUGAUAACGAAACAAAAAGGGGGAGAAUUGACAACUGCAUACGUUCCAAAAGUCAGAUUCACGUGUUCACACCUUGCAAAGUAUUUUAAAUUUUAUUCAGAUAUUCGAUAUGUCUAUAAGUCAUUUCACAAGAAUGAGUGAACUGAAAAAUAGUUGAAUUUUCUUGUGUACGGAUAACAGUAAGAGGUGAGCUAUAGUACUUUAUUAAUAUUCAAAUACCGUGUGUUUUGUAUGAAGCUUAUUGUGUAUUAAUAAAUGUAUUUAAACAUAAAGCAAUAAAGUAC